AGCCGCCUCCUAAAAUGAGUACUCGUGGUUUCCGCGCGGAAACCAACCUCUGGCGCCCCUGGCACACCCUGUCAGGACUGAGGUGGCUGCUGGGGCUGGAGCUGGUCUUGGGGUUUCAGUUGACCACUUGCACGGCUUUCUACCUCCCUGGGUUGGCCCCGGUCAACUUCUGCGAGGACAAAGAGAUUGGAUUCUGCCAGUCCUCAGUAGCACUCUUUGUAAAUAGAUUGGACUCAGUGGAAUCUGUGCUACCUUAUGAAUAUGAUACCUUUGACUUCUGCCAAGACUCUGGAAAGAAAAGACCUUCUGAAAAUCUUGGACAAGUACUAUUCGGAGAACGAAUAACAUCAUCUCCUUAUAAGUUUUUUUUUAACAAAACAGAAACAUGUAUAAAAGUUUGUGUAAGAUCUUAUGAUCCAGGAAAUAAAGAUGAUGGACGAAAGUACUGCAAAACAGGAUUUCCAAUAGGAUGUUUUAUUACCAAUAGUGGCAUAUCAAAACAUGAUUGCAUUGUCCAUCCUGAAUUCAACAAAAAGAAUACUUUCUGCCUUUUCAACCACGUUGACAUCACUAUUUCGUAUCACAGGGAAAGUGGUACAAAUCAGAGUGUUGCAAGAUUGGUAGCUGUCAGACUUGACCCCAAAAGCUAUAAGCAUUCAGAUGAAAACCAGCAAACCUGUAAUGGACCCCCUAUGGAAAUUCCUAGAGAACACACCAAUAAGUUGAAUGUGACUUAUACUUAUUCUGUGAAAUUUGAAGUAAGAAAACAAAAAUAUCAGUGGGCCUCUCGAUGGGAUUAUGUUUUGGAGUCUAUGCCUGAUACCAACAUUCAGUGGAUUAGUAUUAUGAAUUCGUUUGUUAUUAUUAUUUUCCUCUCUGGAAUGAUAGCUAUGAUCACCUUAAGGACUCUCCGUAGAGAUAUUACCAGAUACAAUCAGAUAAAUUCUCCUGAAGAUGCCCAGCCAGACUUUGGUUGGAAGCUGGUUCAUGGAGAUGUCUUCAGGCCUCCAAAGAAUGGAAUGUUGCUCUCAGUCUUCCUAGGUCAAGGAAUGCAAGUUUUCAUCAUGACCUUUAUUACUUUAUUUCUGGCCUGCCUUGGUUUUCUUUCCCCCGCCAAUAGAGGAGCUUUAAUGACCUGUGCUAUUGUGUUAUGGGUCCUUCUGGGAACCCCUGCUGGAUAUGUGUCUGCUAAAAUGUAUAAGACAUUUAAAGGCACUAACUGGAAGACAAAUUUCCUGCUGAUGGCACUAUUAUGUCCUGGAAUUGUCUUUGCUGACCUCUUCCUCAUGAAUCUAAUUCUUUGGGUGGAAGGAUCAUCAGCUGCCAUCUCCUUUGGCUCUCUCAUAGGUAUCCUUGGCAUGUGGUUUGGAAUUUCAGUACCACUAACGUUUUGUGGUUCAUACUUCGGAAGCAAGAAAAAGUUUAAAUGUUCAGUUCACACAAACCAGAUCCCCCGUCACAUUCCUCCACAGAGCUUCUUUACUAAUCCAAUUGUUGGCAUCAUAAUUGGAGGCAUUUUACCAUUUGGCUGCAUUUUUAUUCAACUGUUUUUCAUUCUAAACAGUAUUUGGUCUCAUCAACUAUACUAUAUGUUUGGCUUUCUUUUCUUUGUCUUUAUCAUUCUCCUGAUUACUUGUUCAGAAGCUACAAUUUUGCUGUGCUAUUUUCAUCUAUGUGCUGAGGAUUAUCAUUGGUGGUGGAGAGCCUUUUUUACCAGCAGCUUUACAACUGUUUAUCUUUUUAUAUAUUCCGUCCAUUACUUCUUUACCAAACUUCAAAUCACAGGCAUUGCGAGCACCAUUUUGUACUUUGGGUACACGAUGAUCAUGGUGUUGAUUUUUUUUCUUUUCACAGGAGCAGUUGGAUUUUUUUCCUGCUUCUGGUUUAUUACUAAAAUCUACACUGUGUUGAAAGUCGACUAAGCAAUUUUCCCAAAGGCAACAAGAA
This is a messenger RNA of Nycticebus coucang (slow loris), 1947 nucleotides long. RefSeq names its product transmembrane 9 superfamily member 2-like. Gene Ontology annotation, cellular component: membrane. Gene Ontology annotation, biological process: protein localization to membrane. The coding region runs from base 15 to 1922 and encodes 635 amino acids. Lineage: Eukaryota; Metazoa; Chordata; Mammalia; Primates; Lorisidae. The record is from RefSeq and is a predicted model, not a curated record. The transcript has 17 exons.